AAAAACCUACAUAAUAAAUUUUAUAAAUGAAUUUACUACUUUUAUUAUAUUCACAACCUGUACGCUCACUACAUAAUGUGUAAACUUAACUUUAUUUAACAUAAUUAAUGUGCAAGUUCAAGCUUUUAUUUUGAAAAUAUUUUAAAAACUCAUAAUAAUUUAUACGUAACUGUAGAUUAAACAAUAUAUUUAAUUUUUUUCUAGUUACAUCUUGCUAUAAAACAUUUUUAUCAACAAUUAAGUCUGCCAAUAUGAAUCUUAAGCCUAUAAGAAUUUCAAGAUCGCUUAAAAAAGAUAUACCAUCAUCAACACCUAGAAAAGAAUUUGUAUUAGAACAUCAAGAAUUACAUUUCAUACAAGGACAACGUGGUAAAAAAUUAUUGGUAUUCGAUGGUUUUACGUUCUCAAUCAAUAACACGGUUGAAAAUCGUAUCUAUUGGAAUUGUAGGUCACGAAAAGCUGGAAACACCCCAUGUCGAGCUAGAAUAACUACAAUUAAAUUGAUAGUUCGUAUAGAAAGCUGAUUCCAGUUACACAAUCAAAAUAUGAAUUAAUACAAAAUUGUAAACAUUAAAAAAAUUGUCAACGAAAGACCUUCAAUCACGGAAUUGACAAGGUAAAAAUAAUAAUUUUUUAUUUCUUAACUCAUGAUUUUUAAAAGUUAGCUUCUAAAAUUGCAGAUUAAAAAAGAAGUGUCUAAACGAAGAAACAAGCUACUCACUAUGACACAAAAUAAUUUACAAUAAAAAAGCAAAGCAAUUUUGAGCCCAAGUUCUGUGGUUGCACUAUUAAAAAACUAAUCUGCAUAUUAAAUCAAUAGUUAAUGCUAUUUGAAAAUAUUUUUUUUAAGUAAAUAAAAGGCAAAAAAUUAUAAAAAAAGACAAAAAUACUAGUAAAAUUUUUUAUUUUUUAUUUUGCAAAAUAUUUUUAUAAAUAUGUAUGAAUUUAAUUUUUUUUUAAAUUAAACUCAACUAAAUAGUUUUUCUCUUUUAUUUUUUUUUCGCUUCUUUGAAUCACCUGCGUAUAGUAUUAGAUAUAGCUGUUUAUGCGAGGACUUCAAGAAAUAAAAUCCAAUUAAUUUAUGGC
Molecule: messenger RNA, 1086 nt
Organism: Condylostylus longicornis
Lineage: Eukaryota; Metazoa; Arthropoda; Insecta; Diptera; Dolichopodidae
Exons: 2
Coding region: 252-524 (90 amino acids)
Source: RefSeq, a predicted model, not a curated record